AUGACAGGUCACCAUUCCCUCGAUUCACGCAUUCAAAGCGUGGUUCAGAGCCAACCCACUGAAUUGCCCGAGUUUCCUGAUGACAAGAGUGAUCUCCCCAGCGAUUACGAAUAUAAUCCUGACGAAAUGGACGAUGUCGAAGAAGAAGUAGAAGAAAUUGACGAAAACGAACUGUUGGCUCACUUGGAUCGACAGGAGCAUCCCCUGUACGUUGCCCAACGAUUGUUCUAUAACGAAGUAAAUACAACGCAAUCGCAGACCCACGCUUCCGAAUGGCAAUUACACUGCUUGCAACCCAAAGUGAUUGAAGAUCUCUACGCUCACGGAUGGGCCACCGUGAAAGGAAUGUUCGAACUGCAAGAUCUCAAAGGCGCUUAUGAGGAGGCAAACAGCAUGCGCGGCCAGUUUACACCAGCCGAUAAAUCAAUCCCUGAAGGUGAUCCUUUCAGAGAUACAAAAGCCCGAGAUGAUGCCAUUAUCUGGCUUGAUCCGUCAUCGCAGAAAAUGACCGAGACCCCUUAUCUUCAAAAAAUGCUCGAUUUUAUUCGAGGCCCAUUGAGCAAUGACCUCAAAAAGAUGAUGCGUCUUCGAGGCCCUAUUGAAUAUCAGCUGUCGCAUUUCCCCAGCAACGGCCGUUAUGAAAAGCACCGUGAUGGUUUCCCAAUUGACGAUCCAGAAGAUACGCAACAGAGACGUGUUACUGUCAUGAUCUUCUUAACGCCUGGCUGGACCCCAUGCGAUGGAGGUGAACUCCGUAUUUUCGGCAAUGCAUCUGAACAACACGGCACGGUGGAUGCCGCAGCAAGAGAUAUCCACCCGUUAUUGGACCAUAUAGUAAUUAUGCUUAGUGGAGUGGUAGAUCAUGAAAUUUUACCCGCUGCCAAAGAGCGAUUUGCAUUGACAGCAUGGCUGCGAUAA
Radiomyces spectabilis is the source of this 918-nucleotide messenger RNA. RefSeq lists its product as uncharacterized. Lineage: Eukaryota; Fungi; Mucoromycota; Mucoromycetes; Mucorales; Radiomycetaceae. Gene Ontology annotation, molecular function: peptidyl-proline dioxygenase activity; ferrous iron binding; L-ascorbic acid binding. The transcript has 3 exons. The record is from RefSeq and is a predicted model, not a curated record. The coding region runs from base 1 to 918 and encodes 305 amino acids. Gene Ontology annotation, biological process: cellular response to hypoxia.